This is a messenger RNA of Branchiostoma belcheri (Belcher's lancelet), 933 nucleotides long. RefSeq names its product ankyrin repeat and protein kinase domain-containing protein 1-like. Bases 1 to 933 code for a protein of 310 amino acids. Gene Ontology annotation, biological process: signal transduction. Lineage: Eukaryota; Metazoa; Chordata; Leptocardii; Amphioxiformes; Branchiostomatidae. The transcript has 10 exons. The record is from RefSeq and is a predicted model, not a curated record. Gene Ontology annotation, molecular function: protein binding.
AUGUCUAAUCGGGCAUGUGAGCAGGAACUUUUAACUGCAGUUGAGGAAGCAGAUGUAGAGGCAGUGACGGAGCUGCUCCAACAGGGAGUGGAUGUCAACUUUGGCUGGUUUCAAAACACGCCACUUCACGAAGCAGGUAAAAGAGGACAUGUUGGUGUUGCUGAACUCCUCCUGAAGGCUGGAGCACAGGUGGACAGCAAAGAUGGGCUUGAAAACACGCCACUUCAUAACGCAGCUUUAGGAGGACAUGUCGGUGUUGCCGAACUCCUAUUCACGAUUGGAGCACAGGUGGACAGUAGGGAUCGGGUACGUUUCGGAAACUCGCCACUUCAUUGUGCAGCUUCAGGAGGACAUGUUGGUGUUGCUGAACUCCUCCUGAAGGCUGGAGCACAGGUGGACAUUAGGAAUGAGUUUGGAAAUACGCCGCUCCACAAAUCAGCUGAAGAAGGGGUUGUUGGUGUUGCUGAACUCCUCCUGAAGGCUGGAGCACAGGUGGACAGUAGGGGUGACUUUGAAAACACGCCACUUCACUAUGCAACUGAAGGAGGACAUGUCGGUGUUGCUAAACUCCUUCUGAAGCAUGGAGCACAGGUGGUCAGUAGGAAUAAGAUGUCAAGGGAAGCUGAAGGCGAUUUUGAAGGUGUUGAGAAGUACUUCCAUUCCACAAAGGAAGAAGUUAGCACAGGCUGGAUGGAUUUAUCCUUCCAUCUUGGAUUUAAAGGCAACGACAUCGCAAACAUCGCCGGCCGAAACCGCGACGACAAGUCCCGCUGUAUGGACAUGCUGCAGGAAUGGAAGAAGAAGAAGGGAGACGCCGCUACCAAAGAGGUCCUGAUGGAGGCUCUGUCAGAGGCAGAGUUACAGAGCGUAGUUGAUGGUCUGAAGAACAAAUUCCCAGAUAUCGUUAUACCAAAACAAGGAGAAAAGGAGUGA